Thalassophryne amazonica is the source of this 2268-nucleotide messenger RNA. It is a transcript of the gene prox2, whose product is annotated as prospero homeobox 2. Gene Ontology annotation, biological process: regulation of transcription by RNA polymerase II. Gene Ontology annotation, cellular component: nucleus. The coding region runs from base 125 to 2149 and encodes 674 amino acids. Gene Ontology annotation, molecular function: DNA-binding transcription factor activity, RNA polymerase II-specific; RNA polymerase II cis-regulatory region sequence-specific DNA binding. Lineage: Eukaryota; Metazoa; Chordata; Actinopteri; Batrachoidiformes; Batrachoididae. The transcript has 5 exons. The record is from RefSeq and is a predicted model, not a curated record.
GGCACCUCAAAGCUUUGAUGUAGCCACGCCCCUGCUCCUUUUGAUGUAUUGACUCUCGCUCGCUCCUCCUGUCAGUCUGUGCAGGCCGUCAGGUUGGCAGCUCAUCCGUGUGUGCAACAGAUUUAUGAAUUUGAUGAUCUGCUGUGAAAAUCGCGGCAGGUUAUUUUCUUUUUCACCGAGAAUGAACCUCAGUCUUCCAGAGCAGAACAUACACAGCUCCAGCGAGGAUGACAAAGCUGACGUCAUGCUACCUUGCAUCUCAAGAACCAUAUACAAUGAGCCUUUGGCUCCAUACUCCAGUGGUUCCAUCAUCUCUCAACUCCUCCGUAAAACAAUCCACAACAAGAGGGCGUUUGAUGAAAGUCAUUUCUACCAUUAUAGCUCCACUGCUGCCGACUCCUGCCAGGAGGAUCAAAGCAGUGUGUCCUCAAAAGACAGUAUGGUGGACGUCGGCUCCUCCAGUGGUCACUUUUCCACAGGGGCCAGCCCGGAUGGGGAACAUCACCUGAGUGACCAUCUGCAGGCCAAGAGGGCUCGAGUGGAGAACAUCAUCAAAGUCAUGGCGGGUUCUCCCAACAGCAAGCCACAUGGAGAUGUUGAGAGGUCUGAGGGUGAUCCCAGAGACACCAGGGAGACCAGAGAGGUGUACAGAGAGAAUAAACGUAAGCAAAGGUUGCCUCAGCAUCAGGAAGGCUCAAAAGACAGAGGAGCAGGAGGCAACAAUGGUGACAGCUUGAGCACUAAAGAUGAAGAGUGUCACAAGCUGCAAGAGCAGCUCCACAGCAUGCAGAGGCUGCUGCGGCAGCUCCAGGAGAAGUUUUUCCAAGUUUACAACCAGGACGAUUCCAUGCACAACGACAGAGACAAGACAGCAGCUGACACCGAGCAUGACAUCUUGGCCCAAAGCACCAAGUCACCCUUUGACUUUGAGAUGAAGGGCAGCAGGUUAUCUGCAGAGUAUAUAGACCAAAUGAAAGUAACUGGGUGUUUGGGUCAUCAAAGAGAAAGCCAGAACCUGCAAGAAACCCUGAGGCAGGAGCUCUCCAAGGCUGUGGAUGAGUGUGUGGACCGGGUGUUCAAGAAGUUGAGUUCCACAGGGCUGGAGCUGUCACCUCAGCAGAGCGUGUGCUUAUCUUCAGAGAUGAAUGUGGAUCCAGAAAGGAAGAACUCCACCCAGGAGCAGCUCCAUGCUGAAGAUGCUGCAGUCAAACAGCAGCCACCUGAGUACUAUGAAAGCCCUGAGGCCCAAAAUCAACAGGACCAGACAGAAGCACUGUCACUGGUGGUCCGCAAGCCUGUGGUGACCCCACUGAGCUCAAUGCCUCCGACAGUGAAAAGGCCCUAUGCAGUACACCACACACCGUUUCAGUUUAACUACAGUCCACCAAUGCAUGACAGCCAGAUCCUGGAGCACCUCCUCAAGUAUGGACCCCACUCCAACUUUGGUGGUCUCACUUGCAUGCCUCCAUCAAUGGACAGGACCUCUCCAGACUCAGUGGACUUGCCCUGGGAUUCCCUUGCCAUGAGAUCCAAGGUGACCUCCAGCCAUUUAGGACACCACCCUCGUCCAGCCGCUCUGGGACCAGUGACGGUGGACAACCUGUGUCUCCCGCAUGUCAAAAUCGAUUGUGCGGAUCUGCAGAGCAUGGCUGACCGAAACCCCUACAUGUCUCUCAACAUUCAGGAAGGUCUCACGCCCAGCCAUCUGAAGAAGGCAAAGCUCAUGUUCUUCUACACCCGCUACCCGAGUUCCAACGUACUGAAAACCUUCUUCCCUGAUGUCAAGUUCAAUCGCUGUAUCACCUCUCAGCUGAUCAAGUGGUUCAGCAACUUCAGGGAGUUCUACUACAUCCAGAUGGAAAAGUUUGCCCGGCAGGCCAUCGCUGAUGGCAUCAGAGAUGUCAAAGACAUCAAAGUCAGCAGGGACUCAGAGCUGUUCCGGGCACUGAACAUGCACUACAAUAAAGCCAAUGACUUCCACGUUCCAGACAGAUUCCUGGAGGUUGCCGAAAUCACCCUCCAUGAGUUUUAUAAAGCCAUUUCUGCAACCAAGGAUUCAGAGGCCUCCUGGAAGAAGGCCAUCUACAAGGUAAUCUGCAAACUGGACAGUGACGUCCCAGAAGACUUCAAAACGUCUUCCUGUUUGUAGACUGAAGUACCCAAAGACAAAGUCAAAGGAAAUUGUGGGUUGGGAGUCAGUCAUCACUCUGUCAGUAUUGUAUUGUAGUGCAUUUAGUGAGUUGAAAUCAAAAUGUAGAUGUUGCUUAA